AGGAAGUAUUACGCCUUCGGCUACGCGACUCCACAUUUUCAUUCGUAUCUCCCUCUCCCAAGGGAGGCCGCCCGCAGAUGCAUAGUAGUUAGCUUCAUCUCCAGCUUCUUCCAAUGGCAUGGAGGCGAAGGAAGCUCUAAAUCUAUGUUCUCCAUCCCUCAUGCUCUUCCCUAAAUUUAAACUACUCAUCUCGACGACAACCCUAGCCGCCACCGCCGCUGAGGUACGCCCCUUCCAUCAUCUCCUCCCUUCCAUCAAAGCCUACUACUCCUCCUCCUCGUCUUCCCCCGUUGAUAUUCCCCCUUUCGACGCCCUCGUCUCCGGUAUCCUCGACUCUGAUCCCGCCGCCUUCACCCGUGGCUUUCGUGCUCCGGACUCCAUCAAGCCUCUCCUCUCCGAGCCUCACCUAUUCCUCGCUGCCCUGCGCUCAGUCCGACGCCGCCCUCGCCUCGCCCUCCGCUUCUUCCGCUGGGCCGAGAGCCAGCCCGGCUUCCCCUGCUCGGAGGCCGCCUUCUGCGCCGUCCUCCAGAUACUCGCUGAGGGCGGCCUCAUGCGUGCCGCCUACUCCGUCGCCCAGCGUGUGCUUCACCUCCGUCUCCACGGCAUCGUUGACCUCCUUAUCGACGGACACGCUGGUCCCGAGGCCACGGCCCCCCUCCUGGAUCUGCUUCUCUGGCUGUACACCAAGUGUUCGAUGGUGGAGCUCGCCGUGUCCACCUUCUAUAAGAUGGUAGCCCACGGGUUCCUGCCGGACGUCAAGAACUGCAACAGGAUUCUGAGGAUCUUGAGGGACACGGCCCAGUGGACGGAGGAAGGAAAGGCGGAAGAGGCUCUCAAGAUUUUGGGCGAGAUGGAAGAUCAGGACGCUGGGUGCUUACCCAAUGAUAUUACCUAUAAUGUCAUCAUCAACGGCCUGUCAAAGAAGGGGGAAUUGGACAAGGCAGAGAAGUUGCUUGACAAAAUGAGGUGCUCCCGAAAGGCCUCAUCUUUUACUUACAAUCCUUUGAUUAGUGGGUUAUUCAGCAAAGGUUUUGUCGACGAGGCACUGGGUUUCAGGGAUGAGAUGGUGGGGUUCGGAGUGAUGCCAACAGUGGUGACUUACAAUGCUUUAAUCUAUGGGUUGUGUAGGAGUGGACGGAUGGAAGAGGCCCAGGAGAAGUUUGUCGAAAUGGGUAAGAUGAAUCUGGCACAAGAUGUAGUAUCUUACAACUCUUUAAUUUAUGGGUAUUGCAGAUUAGGGAAUGUAAAAGAGGCUCUAUGCUUGUUUAAUCAUCUGAGAGAUGCACAUAUAGCUCCUAAUAUUAGAACUUACAACAUUCUUAUAGAUGGUCAUUGUAGAUUGGGAGCCCUGGAUGGGGCUCAGAAGUUUAAGGAGGAGAUGAUUUGUUCGGGGUUUCUGCCCGAUGUUUAUACGUAUACCAUUCUGGUAAAUGGGUCUUGCAAGAUGGGAAAUCUUGCCAUGGCAAAAGGAUUUUUUGAUGAGAUGUUACAAAAAGGUCUCGAGCCAGAUUGCCAUGUGUACACAACAAGAAUAGUUGGAGAAUUGAAGUUAGGGGAUACUUCUAAGGCUUUUCAAUUGCGGGAAGAGAUGAAAGCAAAAGGCAUCACUCCUAAUAUAGUUACCUACAAUGUUCUGAUAGAUGGGCUAUGCAAGAUGGGAAAUCUGAAAGAGGCAUAUGGUUUGUGGCAAAAGAUGGUACAUGAUGGAUUUCAUCCAAAUUGUGUAACCUAUACUUGCUUAAUUAAUGCACAUUGCGAGAAGGGUCAUAUGAGAGAAGCAAAAUAUCUGUUUGAUAGCAUGCUUAGUAAUAAUUUAUCGCCGACAGUCGUCACCUACACUGUUCUCAUUCAUGCACAUGCAAAUAAAGGAAAUUUGGAGGCUGCAUAUGGCUACUUCUCCAAGAUGCUGGAGGAGAAUGUCUUGCCUAACGAAAUAACUUAUAAUGCCCUCAUAAAUGGGCUCUGUAGAAAGCACAAGGUUGAAUUGGCUUAUGAGCUCUUUGACAAGAUGCAAGGAAAUGGUUUGUCCCCAAAUAAGUAUACAUAUACUUUACUCAUAAAUGAAAAUUGCAAUUUGGGUAACUGGAAAGAAGCACUGAGGUUGUAUGCUGAAAUGCAUGAGAAAGAAAUUAUUCCUGAUUUUUGCACUCAGAAUGUUUUGUUUAAAGGUUUUGGUGAAGACUUCAAGCAUCAUGCAGUGAAAUUUUUAGAAACUGAUGUUCUUUGCAGUUAAUUGAUGAUUCAAAUGCCAUAGUUAUACAUGGUCAGGGGCAGACAAAUAAGAAUUUGUGUGUUGACAUUUGUAUCACAAUUGUAUUUUUUUUCCUCUGGCAGCAGUGAUAGCAGAUAUUCAGCAUGUCUGAUGAUACGUCCACAGGCAUGUAGCUGUCCAAGUGUCCAGAGUGACUUCCAAAGACAGCAAAUAAUCUAGCACUGGCAAACUCCAGUCCUUUGCUGUGUUAAGUCAGUCAUGAUGAUGUAUUCCAUUAAAGCAUGAUGCUAAUCUGUAUGACUGAUGGUUCAUUCACAUAAAGGAGGCCACACCCAGUAAACAACCAGACAAUUUGCAGUGUUGGUGGACUUGAGUCUAAAAUAUGCAGUUUUUUCUUUUAAAUUUGUAUGAGAUGAAUAAUCAUUUUUUUAUCCUCUCAAGGGAUGAUAUCACAAAGUUGCAGCAGGUAAGGUGACAUGAUAAAUUUGUAAAUUCAUACUAUUCUUUGUAACACAAUAGUACAUCAAGCUUUGGUCUUUCA
Musa acuminata subsp. malaccensis (wild Malaysian banana) is the source of this 2753-nucleotide messenger RNA. Its product is annotated as pentatricopeptide repeat-containing protein At1g22960, mitochondrial. Gene Ontology annotation, molecular function: protein binding. The record is from RefSeq and is a predicted model, not a curated record. Lineage: Eukaryota; Viridiplantae; Streptophyta; Magnoliopsida; Zingiberales; Musaceae.